Molecule: messenger RNA, 3731 nt
Organism: Cydia strobilella
Lineage: Eukaryota; Metazoa; Arthropoda; Insecta; Lepidoptera; Tortricidae
Exons: 2
Coding region: 211-1290 (359 amino acids)
Molecular function (GO): zinc ion binding; nucleic acid binding
Source: RefSeq, a predicted model, not a curated record
CUGAUUUGUAGGGAUUAAAUAAUAAAGUGCUUGUUAAUAAAUCGAGUAUCUUUCAAACAUCACAAUUGGCGACGAGGACGUUCAAUAAAAUAACGAUUAAUCAAAUUAUUGCAGUGAAAAAAUCAGAAAAUAAAUGUUAUGUCGAACCCAGUGCUCGAACCGGCGUGAUUGUCUUUGUUUCAUGUGAAAAGUAACCUACAAAAUAGACCAAUGAGUCAAAUCACCGAAAAUAGCAGUCUUGAAGAUAUAAUCGUAGAAUUAAACAAAGGAAAAAGAGGUUGUAUUUACUACUGUAACAAAGAACAACUAGUAGAAUUAGCCACCUACUUACAACUAGACAGUACAGAUAAGACCGUGGACCAACUUCGGAAACUCAUAAGUGAAAAACUGAAAUCACAAGACCAAACACAGAAAACAAUGUCACACAACGAUACAAAUAUCAAACCGUUCGAUGGCACAAAUUGGGAAGCAUUCGAAAAACAAUUGCAAUGUUUACUUAUAGUAAACAACAUACCAGCAGAUAAGAAAGUGCCACUACUAAUUACAAAAUUAACCAGUACCGUUUUCGACAACAUUCUAAACAUUUGUGAACCAGAAUCACCACUGACAAAGUCUUAUGAUGAGUUGUGCAGUCUUCUAAAGAAAAAUUAUACAAAUACAAAAGCACCAUCAAUUAACAGAAUGGAAUUCAGAAAAAGGAACCAAACGGCAAGUGAAUCGAUUGACCAAUAUAUCACAGAAUUACGGAAAAUAGCCCGAACAUGCGGAUUCAAGGACAUAGAAGAUCAAAUAAAAGAAAAAUUUAUAGACGGGUUGACUUCAAACACUAUAAAGUUAGAAUUGUUGAAAAAUUCAGAAUUAUCACUAGAAAAACUAGUUAUCUUGGCUCGCAGCAUUGAAGCAGCUUUGAAGACAACAGAGACAUCAGAAUCAAAAAACAUAACACCAAUGUUUAAGAACACCUCAGUUAAUUAUAGAAACACAAAUACCAGACGAGGUCAAGGCCGAAGCGGACUGACAAGUGCAAAUUCAAGAAUGUGUUAUUGCUGCGGAAAAACCAAUCAUAUACGUACAGAGUGUUCACUUCAGAAGAAAUAUUGUUCGGAGUGUGGAAGACAGGGGCAUAUAUAUAAGAUGUGCCCGAACAACAAGAUGCGACGGUCCACUAACAUGGUCUCAACGGACGAGCACAAACCAGAAGGUGAAGGCAAUGAAGACAAUUUUGAUGGCUCCUUAGCACCUUUGUUUCAAGAAUAUGAAGUAAGGUCACUAGGUAGGCAGAACAAUUAAUUAAGAGGAAGUUCGCAGAAGUAUUCUCACCUGGCUGGGGAAACUUUGAAGGCGAGGAAAUAACUUUAAAACUGAAACCAGAUGUCACUCCUAAAUGUCUACCAGUAAGGCGGGUGCCAUUCUCUCUUCGAGAUAAGGUAAAAAAUGAAAUCUCUAGAUUAUUGGCUAAUGGAAGAAUAGAACCCAUAGAACAUAGUCAAUGGGGAACCCCAGUUGUUCCAAUAUUAAAACCCGAUGGGUCAGUGCGUCUGUGUGGAGACUAUAAGCUAACCCUUAACCCUAACCUAGAGAUUGAUCAUUAUCCGCUGCCACAUGUAGAAGAAAUAUUUAAUUGCUUAAAGGAUGGACGAUACUUCUGCGAACUAGAUCUGAAAGAGGCUUAUUUACAAGCCCCAUUAAGCAAAAAGUCACAAGAAUGCACUACAAUUGUGACAGAGUUAGGAACUUUUAAAUAUAAAUAUCUUCCAUAUGGUGUGAACACGGGCCCUGGAUCUUUUCAAAGAUUAAUGAGCAAGAAAUUGGCAAACAUUCCUAAUGUAAUAGUAUUUAUAGACAAUAUAUAUAUGUCAGGCAAAGACCUGGAAUCCACCUUGGAAACACUAUGUAAAGUACUAGAAAAAUUAAAACAGUGUGAAUUUAAACUUAAACCAGAAAAAUGUAGGUUUUUUCAAAACUAUAUUGAUGUGUUCAGUUAUAGAAUAAAUAGCAAUGGAAUAAGUGUAAUAAAGAAAAAUAUUGAUCCUCUGCUGAGAACACCGCCACCAACAAAUUUGACAUUAUUGAAAUCAUUUCUAGGUAAAAUAAAUUAUUAUUCGCGUUUUUUAAAGAACAUGGCUAGCAUAUUAACACCCUUGUAUGACUGUACAAAGAAAAAUAAAUUUGAAUGGACACCUCAGUGUGAACAAGCAUUUGAUGCAAUCAAGUUAAAACUGGCAUCAGUUCAAAGUUUAAGACACUAUGAUCCAGAUUUGCCUUUAAUUUUAACAUGUGAUGCAUCAGAUGUAGGGGUGGCAGCGGUGAUCUCAAACAGGGAAUCAAAUGGUACUGUCAAACCAAUUGCAUUCGCUAGUAAAAAACUGACUUUAGCAGAACAAAGGUAUUCAACAAUAGAUAAAGAAGCGUUUGCAAUCAUAUUUGGUGUGACUAAAUUUUAUAACUAUACGUAUGGGCGCAGUUUUGAACUGGAGACGGACAAUGCAGCCUUAGUCAGAAUAUUUGGUCCUAACAAGUCAAUACCAAAAAUGGCUGCAAAAAGAUUGCAGCAUUACGCAAUAUUUUUGUCUGCAUUUAAAUAUAAAAUAAGACAUAUUAAAACAAACCUUAACCCUGCAGAUUAUAUGUCUCGCACCGUUGUGGAGAGCCAUAAUGUAGAAUUACAUAAACUAUGUAAAGAGGGGGAUAUAGGAAAUACAUAUUAUACAGAUAGUAGUGAAUUAGAAGUGCUAGAUUGGAAAUUAAUAAAAAAAGAAACAAUGAAAGAUUGUAAUCUGUCAACUGUAAUACGUUAUUUAGUAGAUGGAUGGCCAAGUAAGGAAAUCAUAGAUUCAAAUUUAUUGCCAUACUUCAACCGAAAGGAUGAAAUUAGUACUGAUAGAAAUUGCCUAUUUUGGGGCUAUCGAAUCAUAAUUCCACAUUCACUACAACACAAGGUAUUACAGGAGACACAUAAGAGCCACUUCGGGAUUGUAAAAAUGAAAGAAAUAGCCCGGUCAUACUUUUGGUGGCCUGAACUCAAUAAACAGAUAGAACAAAUUACCAAAAACUGCAUGGCUUGCCUAAGUAACAGUAAAAAUCCAACAAAAAUUGUGAAAUUGUGGCCAGUAGCGCCAUCAACUUGGUACAGACUUCAUGCCGAUUUCAUUGGACCAUAUAAAAAAAAGAUGUUUCUGGUAAUUAUUGAUAGUUACUCAAAAUGGGCAGAGGCUUUUAUUAUGAAUGAUAUUACCACUAAAACAACAAUAGAAGUUUUUAAAAAUUUAUUUGCUAGGUAUGGUUACCCAAAUCAGCUUGUCACAGACAAUGGAACAAGCUUUACCAGCGCCGAAUUUAAACAGUUUUGUAAUUUAACUCAAAUUAAACAUACAUUCUCACCACCAUACCAUCCCGCCACAAAUGGUGCUGCGGAGAAAUUUGUGGAAACAUUUAAAAGUCAUAUUACUAAAAUUAUGGACAGUGGGCACAACAUAACAUCAGCAAUGAAUCUCUUUUUGUCUGAUUAUCGUUCCACACCGCACAAAAGCAAUGGCGUGACGCCAGCGCGAUUAAUGCUGGGGAGAGAGCUCAGGAACAGAUUUUCACUGUUGCGACCACCUCCUGUAUCUUGUAUACAAUAUGAAAAUAAAAUUAAACAAAAUAAUUAUAGUAGUGGUGACCGUAGUGUAGAUUUUAAAAUAGGACAGAGUGUUAUGGUUAGGGAUUACCGGAAGGGAUUCAAACCAUGG